UGUAGCUGAAGUCCGUAACUUUCAUACCGGACCAACAUUUCCCGUGUUUGAUGUCAGUGUCUUAGAUUAUAAGAGCCACAUCAGAGAGAAACCCCCUGCCAGGUUUCCACCCUACAGGUCAAUCCUGCCCGACUCUCUGCAGCAUCCAAGUGCUGAAGUGAGAGAGUAUGCCUGUGCCAGUAUUUCCAAGCUGUUGCAGCAGAAGCACGUCAUCCCAGCCUUCCUGCAGAGGGAUGUUGUGCGGUGUUUGGGGCCAUUGCUGAUGGAUCACAGCUUAGCUGUUCGGGAAACAGCUGCAGGUGCUCUCCGAAAUCUGAGUGCUUGUGGAGGAUUUGAUGUUUGUGAUGACAUGGUGACAAAUGACAUUAUGACACCUCUUGUUGCACUUCUGAAAGAGUGUAGCUCUGAGUUAGAUGCUAACCAGCUCUCUCCAAAGAAAUGCAGAGAGACAAACAAAAAUUAUGUUGAAGACAUAGCCAAUGAAGCUAUUAAUUUGCUGUGGAAUAUAUGUGAAUGCAACAACACCGCCGUGUACAUAUUCAAUAAAGAAGGGUGUCUGGAGGCUGUGUUACAUUACAUGAAGAAAUUCUCCACAAAUGUAGAUCUGGCUAUUUCAGUAGCAAACUGUUUGCAGGCGGUGACAGAAGAUAAUCCAGACCUUCUUUCUUCAUUUAAUGCCUCUGCACAGCAAGUAUUGGAAACAGCGAUGAUGUGUUCAGAGAGCACAAUGAAGCACGUCCUUCUGAGAACACUGAUAGCAGGCACUAUCUGGAAUAUCAAGGAUACCAUUCCACCGGGCAGCCUGGGAAGCAUGGUUAAUGCAAUCCUGAAGAUUUUUUCAGAAUCAUUAGCAAUAGACGCUGGUGAAACAAUUAUUCGUAUGAAUGAAGCUGAAAAAAAUAGGUUAAAACUUGCUGCGGAAGCAGAAACGGAGGAAAACAUGAGUGAUGUGGUGCACAGCUGUGUUCUGAGUGAAGAUGAUAACAUGGAAGAAAUACCAAAGGGAAAACUCGGGAGAGAAAAUGAUGUUUCAGAUUUACUUCCAUCUGAUAAGUGGGAACUGAAAGAAGUGACAGCUUUACUGACGGCUCAGCAGACUGCUCUGGAAAUCAUUGUUAAUAUGUGCUGCAGUGAAGAUCCCUCUGAUGAUGAGUGGGAAGAACUCUCCAGCAGUGAUGAAAGUGACUUGUUCAUGGAAAACUCGUACAAUGAGGGAGGGGGGCUGCUGAUGACACCCCUGUGCCUCUCUGAUGAGGUUCACUCAGCAUUUCUGAACAACCUUAUUCCAAAGAAGAUUCUUGAAAAAACUGCUUUUCCGAACAGUGUCGCUCUAGACAUCUGUAUGCACAAUCCAUCUUGGAAGCCAUUAAUUAAAAAACUGAAUGCAGUGCAGUGUAGAGCUUUAACAUGUCUUCACAGCAUUUUGUUAGUGUCGGAUGUGGAUUGUCUUGGAGGAGCUUCAGCACUUCAGUCCCUUUCACAGCAUCUCUCGCAGUUGAUCUUUUCUAAAACAGAACUCCCUGCAGACACAGAAUUCCUGGAAGCCAUAACCAGUGCUUUGAGGGCUCUCCUACAAACAAUGGCAUCAAAGAACAUCUCCCAGUGUAUGACUCCCGAGCAGCUGUUGGCUUUAUGUGAGGCUGGUAUUCACAGCAGCAAUGCCAGUGUCAGAGUGAACGCAGUGAGCAUCCUUGGAAUUUCUGGCAGCGUCCUGGCAAAAGGACAAGAUACGGCUGAAACACUGAAGAUGAUUGGAAAAUUUCUUCUUGAAGUUGCUAUGAAGGAAUCUUCUCUUGUCGUAGCAGGGGAAGCUUUGGAUGCACUUUUUGAUGUAUUUGCAGAUGGUAAAGAAGCAGAAAAGGCGGCGGUGCAGAUCAAGCUGCUUCCAACACUGAAGGAAUUUCAGCCAGUGUUCAGAACAAGGAUGCGAAAAGAAGGCAAAGGACAAUAUAGUGCUGAUCAACUGUGUGUUCUUGACAAUGUGAGGAUGAAUUUGAGAAGAUUCAUUGCAUAUCAGGAGACACUAGGGAAAACUCCAACUUGAAACAUCGAGGGACUUUUAAGGUUUCCCUUAUUGAGUAAUGUUUUCAAAAAAUAUAACCAUUUUGAACUUGUAAAAUUUACUGAGCAGAGCAGUUUUGCUUUAAUGUUAAUACUACGUUUUGUAAUGUUCAGUAUUUUUAUACACUUGGGUUGAUGCAAUGUGAAAGUCAUACCAGCAUAAAAAAACGUGUAGCGUACUCUGACAUGGUUGCAGUGAUAAGAAGGUGCUCCUGCAACCCUGAGAUCUGUACACAGCACCAUUGUCGUCGUUUAGAAAUCUUCAUGUACCCUGGCAGAAAACUACAAUUGCAUGAAAAGGUAAUUUAGAGAAUAUUCUCGGUUAUGUGCCAGAUCAGGAAAAAAAAUUAAAAAGCUCAGGAUAUACUUAAGGGAAUCGGGCAGUAGCAGAAUGUUCAUAUUUGCUGUUUGCUCUUACCUGUUCCUAGAAUUGCACAGGCACUUAUGGCAGGCUUCCCAAGAGAAGUUUGUGACAAGUGUGUGUAGAUUCCUGUCAGCACUUGGUUCUGUUAUUUCAUGAGGUUUGUUGAGGAGAAGACUGUUUCAGAUUCAUUCAUGAUAAAUUUGCUAUGAUAGCUUUUUGCUGUGGAAAUCUGUGUAAGCAGAUCCUACAGUUAGACACAGCUCCCUGGUUUUACUUUAUUUCAAUUGGUGUUUCUGAAAAUCAAAUCUCCUAAUUUACAUUCUUCCUUGUAAUUCUGCGUCAGAGUGAAUUUGAAUUCAAGGAAGUAAUAAGCCAAAUAAAAAGCAUUUUUUAUUUUGAGGUAUUGCCUAAAGUAAGUUUAUAAUUGCUUAAAAUACCUUUUAGAAAUAUUUGUAAUGGAGACUUUUAAGCUCUAAAAUACAGAAACUGUUAUUUUCAAAAAAUGUCACCAAUUCAUGAAGAUUGUAUGUAAACUUCCAUAUAUCAAGAACUUUGGUUUUGUUUCUUUGAAUGAGAUUCUCUCAUAGACAUUUUUC
This is a messenger RNA of Empidonax traillii (willow flycatcher), 3021 nucleotides long. It is a transcript of the gene HEATR3, whose product is annotated as HEAT repeat containing 3. Gene Ontology annotation, biological process: protein import into nucleus; ribosomal large subunit biogenesis. Bases 263 to 2044 code for a protein of 593 amino acids. Lineage: Eukaryota; Metazoa; Chordata; Aves; Passeriformes; Tyrannidae. The transcript has 15 exons. The record is from RefSeq and is a predicted model, not a curated record.